Molecule: messenger RNA, 1036 nt
Organism: Rubroshorea leprosula
Lineage: Eukaryota; Viridiplantae; Streptophyta; Magnoliopsida; Malvales; Dipterocarpaceae
Source: the annotation of a GenBank genome assembly
ACAAGAACAGCUUUAUCUCGUUGACGAAAGUUCAAUUAGCAACUGCACAAAGCUCUACUUGCAGAAUGCAGCAUCCUUCCCUCCGCCUCUUACCACCAACCGGAACUCCCAACACCGCCGCCUCCACCACCGCCACUCCCCGUUACCUGAAAUUCCGCACCUCUCAUAGAGAAAAUCUUCGUUAUCUUAAGGCAAUCGGCAUAAUCGAUCCCAACCUCCAUCCCCGGGACACUCCUUCCCCUCAAACUGUCGAUCAAGUCCUCACCACCGUAAGCUUCCUCAAAUGCAAAGGCAUCCAAGACGCCGACUUCCCCCGUAUCGCCUUCCUCUGUCCCCAACUCUUCUCCGACCACUUUCAACCAUCCCAAAUCGAACCAGUUUUCGAUUUCUUAAUCACCGAUCUCAACGCAUCGGUCGGAGAAUCUCGCGGAUUAAUCGUUAACUGCCCGGAGAUCUUAUUCUCAAGCGUGGAAUACUGUCUCAGACCGACACUCGAUUACCUCAAGAAAUUAGGUGUGGAGAAACUGAAUGCGCCGAGCAAACAGAACGCCUUUCUGUUGAACACGAGAGUGGAGAAGCUACGAGUGAAGAUCAAGUUCCUGAGGAGCAUAGGGCUGACAUACGAAGAGGCGGCGAGGUUUUGUGCAAGAAUGCCGGCAAUUUUUGGGUACAACGUGGAGGAUAACCUGAGGCCGAAGUACGAGUUUUUGGUGGAGGAGAUGGAUCGGAAGGUGGAAGAGGUGAAGGAAUUUCCGCAGUAUUUUGGAUUUAGCUUGCAGAGGAGGAUUGCGCCGAGACAUUGGCAUUUGAAGCAGAGGAAUGUGAGGAUUAAGUUGAACAGAAUGUUGAUUUGGAGUGACGAAAGGUUUUACGCUAAAUGGAAAUGAAAUCUCAAGAGGGUGAGCAAGUGUACAUGUUUACAUAUUUACCUAAUUUGAUAUUUGCCAUUCCAACUCCAAACACUACUGAAUUUGGGAAUUCUUCGAUUCAAUGACUUUGUGUUUUUUAGGGUACAGAAUACAGAUGGUAAAAUACU